Diorhabda carinulata is the source of this 898-nucleotide messenger RNA. RefSeq lists its product as uncharacterized. The coding region runs from base 4 to 501 and encodes 165 amino acids. Lineage: Eukaryota; Metazoa; Arthropoda; Insecta; Coleoptera; Chrysomelidae. Gene Ontology annotation, molecular function: DNA binding. The record is from RefSeq and is a predicted model, not a curated record. The transcript is spliced from 2 exons.
AUAAUGAUGGUAGCCCAUUUAACCCGAACAUUUUUCGAUUUAGGAAUACCCAGGAAAUACCCAUGGAAAGCUACUCGUGGUGCCAAUGGAGGUAGGUACAACAAAGAAGAGCUGAAAGCUGCUGUUUUGGUUAUACAGCAAGGUCAAAACACGAUAAAGGAAGCGGCUGUACAAUACAACAUCCCAAGAACAACCCUUAAACAUCAUGUUAGAUGUACAAGGGGGAAAAUAGACCUUAUGGCAGAAAGUUGCAAGGGAGGAGGAGUAGCGACGAUUUCAGAUGAGGAUGAAAAAAUGUUAGUAGAAGGACUUUUGACAAUGGAAAAGUGGGGGUUUGGUUUGGAAGGAUGUUGCAAUCUUUUGUUAAGGUCAAUGAUGUUACAAACAGGUUUAAAGAUGAACGUCCUGGAGAGGACUGGUUUUUGGGAUUUGAUUAGAAACAUAAAAAAGAAUAUGGCUUAUGCAGCAAAACACAACUCAUAUCAGCCUAGAAGUUUGUAGACUUGUGUACGAACAUAAUGUUACUAUAUUGAAGCUUCCUCCCACACAACCGUACUCCAGCCAUUAGACGUAGCCCUAGACGUAGACCUUUCAAAACUACAUAAGAUAAACGGUGAAAUGGUAGGGACAUAAUCCCUCUCAACAAGAGAAACAGAGAGUUUAAGAACAGAGCUACCUUAAAUCGAAGAACGCUUAGAAUCAGGUGCAGGAAAGAAUCGAAUAUCAGUUGAAGAUAUAUUGCUGGGUGCAGUGAGAACUACAAAAACGAUACUCAUUCGCCAAAAAGGAAAAGAAUCACAUAUUACGAACGCUGAAAUAAUUAUGACAAAAGAAUAUAUUGAAUGACGUGAGCAUGAGAAAAAACAAAGAAAAGAUACCGAAAACAGAAAAAAAUAAA